UGACGUUAUUGAAUCUAUUAUUUCCCUUCAGUAUUGGAGGAAGUAGAGGUGGCUGCUAUGGUGACGGUACACUAAUACAGGAGAUAGAACGUGUACAAGCUUUGCAAUCAAAUCAGCUCUAUUCACAAAAGCAAUCUGCGAAAAUUGAGUAAAUCAUGAUUCAUAACGCAACAGGGACGCGUCGUCCGCUUGAAUGGAAGCUCGUGACGUAAGCAUCAGUGCGCGAACUUGUUUCACAGCGGAAUGGAUACGCGCGUUGCCUCUUUGCAGAGGAAUAUUGACUUCUUACAAAAACAGCACAGAGAAACACUUGAGAAAUUACACGGCGAGAUAGAUUGCCUAAAACGGGAAAAUAAAGAGUUGCAGUAUAAGCUGAUAAUGGAGCCUCCAAAUUCAAGCCGUAAAGGAGGCAGCUGUAAAAUCCAUAAAUGUCACAUUGAGAGCAACAAGUUCCAGAGAGACCGAAGGAAUUAUCUGGAACAAACUCUGGAUGACACCAGCUCAUCACAAAUCACAGAGAUCAGAGAAACUCGAUCAAAUACUUCAGGGAUGCUGAACAGGAGGUCAGUAGAAGGUUCUACAGAAGCCAAAGCAGGGUUCAUCACUUCUCUCCAGCCUCUAAUGAUCCAGUGUAGUCCAUCUCAGGCUCCUCGAGCUCCCAGCCUACAGGAGUGUGAGAUCAUCAUACGGCAGCUGUAUAAUGCUAACAGCCUACAGUCCCAGGAGAUUUUACGUGUGAAGGCUGUUCUCAAAGAAAUAGUUUUCAACAAGAAAAUCACUGCAGAGAAUUACAUUUUGACCAAGGCUUACCUUGCUGAUGGUAAAAGAGCUGAAGAUUCAGAGACACUUCCACAGCUUUCUCUCCAGACAUUGCCCAAAGGACUCCCUGUGUCUCAGGCCAGUAAAGCAGAGAAAGUGAUCCUCCCAGCCCUCAAACAGACCCUCAACAACAACAUAGCCGACAGACACCGGAGGACUCAGGCUGUGCAGAGACGCCGACUGCAGAGAACCAUUCGCUAA
Molecule: messenger RNA, 1020 nt
Organism: Danio aesculapii
Lineage: Eukaryota; Metazoa; Chordata; Actinopteri; Cypriniformes; Danionidae
Gene: ccdc74a
Exons: 7
Coding region: 244-1020 (258 amino acids)
Source: RefSeq, a predicted model, not a curated record